AAAUAACAGAAUGUUGCACUUUAAGUUAUGAAUUAAUUAUAGCAUUUUAUUUCGAAAAGUAACUAAGAACGGAUAUCUGCUUGUUUUUUCGGUGGACUUGACGAAGCUACUGCCGUGCGGGGUGGCUAGUGGCUACAUCGACCUUGGUGGCGAGCUAAGAAUGGCUGGGAAUGCGUUGAGGUCAGCGAUUGUUAAUCUACUAAGAAAGUGGCGUUUAUCGAUCAAUGGCCAGGAUAAAUUCAAGGCAAAUGAAGUGCCCCGGGUGGCAGCCGCCUUAAAGAAGGACACCAGAAUGUUCUCCAGUGGGAUGCAAACUGUUACUUUAAUACCGGGUGAUGGAAUUGGACCAGAGAUCUCCACCGCUGUCAUGAAGAUAUUUGAAGCAGCAAAGGUACCUAUUCAGUGGGAGGAAAGAAACAUUACAGCCAUCAAAGGGCCUGGAGGGAAGUGGGUGAUUCCUUCAGAUGCCAAAGAAUCAAUGGACAGAAACAAAAUGGGCCUGAAAGGUCCUUUGAAGACGCCAAUCGCUGCAGGUCAUCCCUCCAUGAACCUCCUGCUGAGGAAAACCUUUGACCUCUACGCCAAUGUGCGCCCUUGUGUUUCUAUGGAGGGCUACAAGACGCCCUACGCGGACGUGAACUUAGUCACCAUCAGGGAGAACACAGAGGGAGAAUACAGUGGGAUUGAACAUGUGAUUGUUGAGGGCGUGGUGCAGAGUAUUAAGCUCAUUACGGAGCGAGCAAGCCAACGCAUUGCAGAGUAUGCGUUUGAAUAUGCCAGAAACAACAAGAGGGCCAGUGUCACGGCUGUCCAUAAGGCCAACAUUAUGCGCAUGUCAGAUGGGCUCUUCCUUCGAACGUGCAGAGAGGCUGCCGAAAAGCACAAAGAUAUUAAAUUCACCGAGAUGUACUUGGAUACUGUGUGCCUCAAUAUGGUGCAGGACCCUUCACAGUUUGAUGUUUUGGUGAUGCCAAAUUUGUAUGGAGACAUCCUGAGUGAUCUUUGUGCUGGGCUUAUUGGAGGACUUGGAGUGACCCCCAGUGGAAAUAUCGGCACCAAUGGUGUUGCCAUUUUUGAGUCUGUUCAUGGAACUGCCCCGGAUAUAGCAGGAAAGGACUUGGCCAACCCCACCGCCUUGCUGCUCAGUGCGGUCAUGAUGCUGCGCCACAUGGGCCUGCACGACCACGCCAGGAGGAUCGAAACUGCCUGUUUUAACACCAUUCGAGACAAAAAGGUUUUAACCGGAGACCUCGGAGGAUCUUCAAAAUGCUCAGAAUUCACAGAAGCAAUAUGUCAACAAGUGGGAGAUAUCGAGUAGAAGGGUCUGAUCGUUUAGUUUUUUUGAGCACAUGCACAUGAACCAAAAAAUAUAUUUAAAUGGUCUUAGGA
Molecule: messenger RNA, 1389 nt
Organism: Nerophis lumbriciformis (worm pipefish)
Lineage: Eukaryota; Metazoa; Chordata; Actinopteri; Syngnathiformes; Syngnathidae
Product: isocitrate dehydrogenase [NAD] subunit alpha, mitochondrial
Biological process (GO): tricarboxylic acid cycle; isocitrate metabolic process
Cellular component (GO): mitochondrion
Molecular function (GO): NAD binding; isocitrate dehydrogenase (NAD+) activity; magnesium ion binding
Source: RefSeq, a predicted model, not a curated record